AUGUCUGCACUAAAUACUGUUUCAUUCCAGGUUAACAAGGACAAUGAAAUAUUUGGCCUGAACGCGUCACAAUGGAAGGUAAUCAUAGCAAAAGUAGACGCCAAUAAAGUUACGCAGGAAGACCUCUUUUCGGCUAUAGUGCGCUGGUACAAAUACAAUGCCGGCGUGCGACAACAAAACUUACCCGAUGUCAUUGGUUCGCUAAGGCUAGACGAAUUCGAGACGGAAUUUAUUGAGAAGCAAAUUAAACCAUUACCCGGCUGUGAGCGCCUGGCCAUAGAAGCGAUUAAGAAACGUGGAGAUUCCAUCUCUUGGCUAGCUGUACAAAAUUUCGGAGAAGAUUGGUUGGGUGUCAAGGAUAUAUUACGUUUUAACCAAGCUAAGGAAAUAUGGGAGAAAGCUACCAGAUUGGAAAUAAAAAGAUAUGGCUUUGAUACAGCUUUCAUUGAAAAUUGCUUCGUUUUUAUUGGUGGUCGUAGUAUUAAUGGACCCAGUAAAGACGUUGUCAGCUAUAAUUUGCUAACUAAAGAAUGGACUACACUAUCAUCAAUGCAAGAACAUCGUAGUAGUGUUUGUGUUGUCGUUUUGAAUAAGUACAUCUAUGCAAUUAGUGGAAAAAAUAAAAGAGGCGAUGCAUUAACUAGUGUAGAAAGAUUCGAUUGGUCAACUGGUAGAUGGCAAUAUGUGGCUAAUAUGCCACGUUUUGCUGAAGCUGCUACAGUUUUAAAUGGCGACAUAUAUGCAUUUGGCGAUAUAGACGUUGCACGCUAUAAUUCAGCUACCAACAGAUGGGAGCAACGCAGGUCAAUGUUGGAUAGACGCUACUCACCAGCUGUGACUGCUCAUGAGGGAUUUAUAUACGUAAUUGGUGGCAGACAUAGUGAUCAUAGAACCGCUGAACGCUACAAUCCACAGCGAAACGAGUGGACCAGGAUUGCCUCCCUAAAUGUUUCACGUCGUUAUAUUUGUGCCGCAUCCAUAGGUGGUCAACUGUGGGCGUUCGGUGGUGUCAUCGAUCCUGCCAAGUGGACUGAUGACGUUGAACUUUACGAUGCGGCAGCCGAUAAAUGGUUGAUAAAGAAAAAUCUUCCGGUAACCGGGAAGUUCAGUUGCCAUGCGGUGCCGACAAAAUUUGUGGAAAAGUUAUAUUAAAAAUUAUUUUCUGAAAAAAAAGGAUUCUUAACAUGUGCCAUUAAUAAAGUAAAACCAAA
Rhagoletis pomonella (apple maggot) is the source of this 1211-nucleotide messenger RNA. RefSeq names its product kelch-like protein diablo. Gene Ontology annotation, molecular function: protein binding. The coding region runs from base 1 to 1152 and encodes 383 amino acids. Lineage: Eukaryota; Metazoa; Arthropoda; Insecta; Diptera; Tephritidae. The transcript has 6 exons. The record is from RefSeq and is a predicted model, not a curated record.